UCGAUGCACCAAUGCCCAUCCAAAUCUAGCAAUCAUAAUUCAAGAUGAUCAAUUCCUUGUUUACGAGUAAUUGACAGAAUGUGUUGGAUUAUUUUCUUCUCUUUAAAAUGGAGGAUACAAUUGAUUUGUCAAAUGAACCAAUUCUUUAUGAAUUGUUAGAAUACUUUAUUCGAAAACAAGAACCAGAAUUAAUAAAAUUCAAAAAUGACACUGUUACCUUACCAACUGCUGGGAUAAUAAAAAAUAUAUUAAGAUAUCAUAAUAAUAGGUAUUCCUUACCAGAAAAUAUUAUAUCUCAACAAAUUAAUUUAACAUUACCAUGGAAAAUUGCAAUAGGAGACUAUGGUCGCUUAUUAGCUGUAUUACAAGAAAAUGUUAUAGAAAUCCGGAAAGCAAAGGAUGAAUAUUCAUCAAUUAUUGGCAAAGCCUCUGUUCCAAAAGAUGCCUUGCCGCAAUGGCGGAAACUAGCAUGGAGUCCAGAUGGAACAAUUUUAGUUCUAGCAUCUAGUAAUGGAUAUAUAUCAUUUUAUAAUUCAUUAGGAAAUAAUAUCUUUAAUAUAAAUUCAAAAACAACAUCACCAAACCCUCAUAUAUUAGAGACUGGAGAUGCAAUAGCAUCUAUGAUAUUUCAUAAUCCAGGAUCACAAAAUGAAAAAUGGUCUUAUGAAUUUAUAUUAAUUACAUACAGUGGCCUUUUAAAAUCUUAUCAUAUAUCUUUAUCCAAUGGCUAUAAUUUUAUUUAUGAAUUUUCUUUUGGUAACUUUUAUAAAAGUGGAGUUAAUGCAGUUGCAUAUGACGAAGAACAUUCCUUACUUUAUGUUGCUGGUAAUGCAAUCACACAAAAGUUAACAUCUACAGCAUCAGAAAGCGGAUUAACUUCAUGGAGAUUGCUAAAUGAUUAUCCAUACUGUAAAUUAUCAGCAACUUUUAAUGAAAAUGCUGAAACUACGUCAAGAUUUUCUCUAUGGAAUUUUAUACCCACUGUACAUUUUCGAGUAGAAUCAAUAAUAUUUAAUAUACAAAUAUCUCCAAACAAUAAGUCAUUAAUAUGCUUACAUACAGAUGGAUCUGUCUCACUUUGGAGAUUACCUAAUUUAGUACUACAAAAUAAAUGGAAAUUGCAAGAACAACCGGGUUACAAUAUAACUAAUCCAUUAAGACUUAUAAAAUUUAAAAAAUUUCCAUUUAGUUUCACAGAAUUUCAUCCUAUAGAUGUAGGCUGGUGGUCUGACCAGGCCAUUAUUAUAGCAAGAUAUACAGGAUCUAUUUCAGUAUGUUCAAUUAAAAAUUUAAAUAAUCUAUUGGGAUCAAGCCCAGAAUUUUUAGCUGGUCAACCACAAAUUUGUGAAUUAGGUCCAAAUCGUGGAUUCUUAUGCUUAGAUUGUGAAUCUUAUAUGAUAAGUAAGAAACGGAAUAGGGAAUCUAAUACCGAAGGUCAACUUUUAGAAGCAUCAUCAGAAAGUGAAAAAGAAAGUGAUGAACUGGAACAUAUUACUAUUUUAAAUUAUACUACGGAUUUAGUACAAAGUACUUUAUAUUCGAUUACUGAUAUGGAAAGAUUUCAACCAAAAAGAAAACGCUCAAAAGUUUUAUAUAGAACUUAUAGAAUUUUAGGACUCAAAAGUACCACUCCAGAAGAAUUGUAUACUAGAAAAAUAGAUAUUGAGGAAUAUGAAGAGGCUUUAAUUCUUGCUAAUACAUAUAAUUUAGAUACCGAUCUUGUAUAUCAAACACAGUGGCGAAAAUCUCAGUUAUCAUUAAAUGCUAUUCAUGAACAUUUAAGUAAAGUUACUAAGAGAUCUUGGGUUUUAAAUGAAUGUGUUACUCGCGUACCAGAUACCAUUGAAGCAGCACGAGAAUUGUUAGAUUUUGGAUUAAAGGGCGCUAAUUUAGAAACAUUAUUGGCCAUUGGUGAAUGUGAUGAUGGAAAAUUUGUAUUAGCUGAUACUUUUGAUGAUGAUGAUGCUAAAUUGGAUUCAGAAAGUAAUUUAAAACAGAUUCAAAGAAUAAACAAAAUCAUUGAGUCCAUUAAUGUUAAUAAUUUAUCAGAAGCACAAAAAGAUUUAAUUAAAUAUAGGAGAUCACUUUUAAAUCAUUUAGAUAAAUUGCUUACUUAUGAAAUUAUUCUUGGACCUUCUCUUCCAUAUAAUAAAAAUUUUUAUGAGGAAUUCAGACAACUUUCUGUCAUUGAAAAUGCUAUAAGAUUUGCCAAAGACAGUGACUGUAGAGCAGUAGAAAUUAUGUUUACUUAUUAUGGUAAUAUAUUGUUACCACAUUGGUUAGCUAUCAUAAGUUUUUUCCCAGAAACGUUAAACCCAUUAAAUUAUCAAAAGCUGCUACCACAUUGUGAUUUAGAAGGACAACUAUAUUUACCAGAUCAAUGUGAAUUACGUCAAAAAGAUUGGUCUGAAAGAAAAAUUUUUGAUAAAAUAAUAAACUUAGUAGAAGAUGACCAAUCUCAAUUACUUUAUGAAACGGACCCAUCAUUGGAUAUUUAUAAAAAUGUACUACUUACACCAGACUUAUUGCAAAAAUGGUAUAGAUGUAGAGUAUAUGAAAUUGAGAAGACUAGUUAUAUGAUAGACAAUGCAUUAGAAUUAGUCAGAAUAGGAAAAAAUCAUAAUAUUAAAAAUUUAGAAGAUUUGUUAGUAGAUUUAGAAACAUUAGAUGAUUUAGUUUAUAAAGUUUAUCUGGAUGAUAUGUGUUUAAAUAAAUUAGAGAAAUUAAACGAUCUAGAAAAGAUUAAAUUACUAAUGACAGGAUCAGAAGAAAGUAAUUUUGUCUGUAAUAUACAAAAUCUUGUAAUACCAUUUAUAAAGAGAAGGAAUAAGUAUUCCGAAAAAAAUGCUGAUGAAAAUUUACUGCAUAAUUACUUGGUCUCCAUAAGUAAACAUGAUCUUAGAUUACCUGUUAAGCUCUUUGAAUACUUAAAACAAUCUGGUGAAACAGAUAUAACAUUGAUAAUGAAAGAUGUUGUGACAGUAGCUUUAGAUUGCAUUUAUGCAUGUAAUGAUUUAGAUAUGUAUCCAAAAGCAAAAUAUAUCUUAGAUACUAUAUCAAAAGAUCAAUAUCGUAAAGGAAAAUAUAACAGUUCGUUUGAAGAACUUGAACGAGAAUUCGAAGGUAUGAAAAUUUUAAAUAAAUAUGGAGUUAGAACAACAAUCAAUUCUUUGCAUAAUAAUAAAAGCAAUCCUGAUGCUAUAAAAUUACUUUUAACACAAAUGGCAAGAAGUUUAAACAAAUUAACACCACAUCCGGAUGAAAAACAAUGGGUCCAAUUAUUAAAUCAAAUGUUAGAAAUUCAUGACAUGUUAUUUACAUGUAUCAAUAUUGAAAUAUGUUUUGAAAUUUGUGUAUCUGCUAAAUUAAUGUCAGGAGAUAAAUCUAAUAUUCAAACUUGCAGUUCACUAAUAGAAACAACAAAAAAAGAAGAAUCGUUACUUAAAGUUUCAUAUAACAAAGCUGUUAGUCUUAUAAUAGAAGCUAGUAAAGAAUAUUUUAACAGUUCCAAAAGUCUUACUGAUCCAAAUAUGGAAUUAGCCAAGACUUGCUUGCACUUAAUUCUUGAUGAUAAUUAUAUUAUCAGAGAAGAAUAUGAUUUGAUUAACUCACUUCAAAUUUUGAAUGAAUUUAAUGUAGAUAUGUUACCACUUCAAGUGCGAUCAACGCAAGAUAAAUUAAAAUUAAUAGAAGAUUGUUUAAAUAAACGCGAAGACGCUUAUAAAAGUCGUCAUCGAUUAUUAAUGUUGGCAAAUUAUCUACAUAUUGAAAAAAAUAAUACUAGGCUGCGUGAAGGAAAAGUUUUAGAACUUGUGGCCAAAAAAGCAUUACAGGUUCACGAUUAUACUACUUGUGCGGCUACUUGCCAACAAUUGAUGCAAAUUAAUUAUGUUCCUAUAUGGGCAGUGGUAUUUGAACUAGGAUGUACUGAAAAUUUUCGAGAUUUACAAACUCGUAGGAAAUGUUUAUGGUUCGCUAUAAAUAAUGGUCCUAAUGAUAUAUUAAUUAAAGCUUUAGAAUAUGCACAUUUAAUUGAAGUGCAAAUAUUACAUGAAAAUUUGCAGUUAUGGAUGCCUAAUAUAUCUGAAGAUCUUGAUGAGAUUGAAAGUGAAGAUGAAUUUAUAGAUGCUAUGAGUACACCUCAAGUAGAAAGAAAAGAAUUUAUUCCUAAAGUGUUUGAAACAUCAACCGAAAUUGUAAAAACUUCUGCAAAUAUUAUAAAAAAUUCAACAUACAGAUUAAUAAAAAAUAUAGGAAAUACAGAUUUUUGGAAGUCAAGAUUAAAGUUUAAUUUUAGUAAUUCAUUACAUAAAGAAACACAAGAUGAAAAUGAAACUAAUGAUAAUGAAAAUAUAAAUAUUCAAAGUUUCCCUUGUUUUUAUGAAACUUUACAUAAAAAUGAAAGGACCAGUAAUCUUGAUACAAAAUACAUAAAUUAUUCCAUGCCAGAAGUGCAAAAUACUAAAUUAAAAUUAUGUAGAGCAUUAUUAAGAAUAAGUUUAUUGACUGAAACUUCUUGUGGCGGUCAAGAAAUAAAUGACAUUAAUCAUUUACUUUUAGAAUGUGCAAAACAUACUAUUCAUGAAGAUUGGUUGCUAAGUGUAGCAUAUUUGUUGAGUUUAAAUAAAACUUAUAUAUCGGAUAUUCAAUCUAUUUUUAUGAAUCUUCCAAGGAAUGGAUUAUGCAUAGAAACAGUUAUUUAUUACUAUUCUUUAGAAUUUCAUAAAAAAUUAUCUAAUAAUAUCGAAAUGCUAUAUAUGUAUGAUCCAUUAAGUUUAAUUAGCAAAGCACUAAUGCUUGCAACAAAUAGUGAUGAAUGUGACAUACGAAAAGCAUUAUUUCAUUGUAAAUCUUACUUAAUAGAUGAUAAAAAACUCACAAAUAUGUUGUCAAUAAAUUCGAAUGAAGAUACAGAUAAUGAAAAAUUAAAUAUUCCUGAAAAUAGCGAAAAUAUAGACGAACAAAGAAAUAUAGAAUAUAAUAAUGAAGAAGUAACAAUACUAGAUUCGACAAAAGAUGAAGAAGUAUCAUCUGUAUUGUUUGAUUAUAAAGAUGAUGAAUGGGCAGAUGAUUGGAGUAAUUUUUCUGAUGCCAAUCUAGAUGAAACUGUAAGUAGUAUCACACAACAAGAAGUUAUAGUUGAAGAUAAAAUUAAUACAGAAGAAAAACGUUUCAAAAUUUUCACGGAAAUAUAUAUUGAAAUAAAAAAUAUACAAGAUUACGAGAAAGUUAAGAAUAUCUUGUUGACCUGGCCAGCCUUUAUCAAGUCUGAAUUUACUACAGUUGAUAUGCAUCCAAUAUUACGAAUGAUAAAAAUAAUUCGUACAUGUAUCAUAGUCAAGGAUACUGUCGAACAUGAAGAUCAGAUAUUACAAGAAUAUAAAGAUCUCGUUACAAUGAUAUCUGAAACAAAUAUACUCAGGGAAUUUUUAAAACAAGAACAUGAUAAUAUUCCUCUUAAUCACAGUCUUCAUAUACGUCUUUGUACAGAUGAUCCAAUACUUCAUAAAGAAGCGAUAGAUAUACUUCAAAAAGAGAAAAAGACGAAUCUUUCAUUGUUGACGUUAAAAGAAAUCUUUUUAAAAAAUUUAACUUCUUGUUUUGAGCCAGAUCAUGAAGUAUAUAAACAAAUAAUUAAAAAUAUAUUUAUAAAACGAUCUUUGCCGAAUAUUGAAGAAAACAUAGCUAUACUUAUAAAAAAUUUAAUAAAACAAAAGCACGUGAUGCAUGCUUUAAAUAUAAUAAGUAUGGCAGAAAAUAUACCUACAUCUUUAAGUACUUUUAGUACUCUUUUUCAGUUGCUAACAAAAAAAUAAGCCUUCUCAAUAAAUAUAAUGAAAUAUUAAUUGUAUAUAUAACACACCAAAAAUAAUAAAUAUAAAUGUUAUAUAAAA
Molecule: messenger RNA, 5894 nt
Organism: Polistes canadensis
Lineage: Eukaryota; Metazoa; Arthropoda; Insecta; Hymenoptera; Vespidae
Product: neuroblastoma-amplified sequence-like
Exons: 18
Coding region: 108-5816 (1902 amino acids)
Biological process (GO): retrograde vesicle-mediated transport, Golgi to endoplasmic reticulum
Cellular component (GO): Dsl1/NZR complex; endoplasmic reticulum membrane
Molecular function (GO): SNARE binding
Source: RefSeq, a predicted model, not a curated record